CGUGACAACCGCGGAAUUCAUUGUUUGUUAUUGCGUGCGUGUAUUGCUAUGCUGAAAUUUCAGCUUCACUGGUUGAACGAAGGUAGACAAUAUAUGUCGCAAUAAGCCGCUGGACGCCGUAUGAUACUUUAUCUGAGAACACUACAAGAAAUUUCUCAGUCGUUUUCGACUCUACAUACAAGAAGAUCGUUUCUCGAUCCGCUAAUCACGAGAUGAAAUAUUUGUCUUUCUUCGUUUUACUCCUCUCGCUUCAAGACCAUUCCAAAGGUAAGUACUUUGACGAAACAAAAUUGCUUCAAAGCGCAAAGUAAGCGUAAUUUAUUAUUUAUCAAAGAUGUCCAGUGAAGCUUCACGCCUGUCUUGGCGAACAAUUUCCAUAUUCUACAUCAUAAGCUUUGUUUGAGUUUCAAAACCAAGUUCAACUAUUCUCUGAAAUCUCAACAAUCUGAACUUUGUUCACAGAUCUGGUAGGUUAGGGUGUUAAUUUGACAGUAGCACCACGAAGGAAUCAUAGAAUUGAAGUAAAAUUAUCACUGGAUAUUGCGACAUAGCCAUUUUGUUAAAGUUUCCUUUCCUCCUCGCUUCAGCGACUCAAUCAAUACGAAAAGCGUUCCCUUGGCAUUUGGCUUCCUCUCACGCUGUUCAGAGAAUCAGCUGGUAAACUGAAAAACAGGAAAUCAUCUCCAAAACGUGAAAAACCUGAACUUAAUUAUAGAUAAUCGUCUGAACCAAUUAUGUGUCAAAAAUUCCUACUGUAAACUGAGAGAAGCGAGCAGAAUUUGUAAACAAAAAUCCCCCUAAACCAUUGAAAUAUUGAAAAUUACUCUUAUAUUUCCAUACUCGAAAUCCCACUACACGAUCAAAUAUUUAUUGACAAACAAUUAAGUUUUGUGUCUCUGGGACAGAAGUAUAUUAAAUUUCUAUCCUAUGACCAAUUCACUACAGAAAAACGUGUUCAGCUUAAUCAGAAAAUUAAUUAGAAAAACUGAAAGGCUUAAUUUUUCACAGGGUUCAAGUAAUCACUAACUUGGAUUUUUAUUGCGCUAAAUUUCGAGUCGACAAACGUCAGUUUAACCAGCUUCUGUCAAGGAAACAAUUUCAAACAGUGUUUCAGUCUCCAUGAGGAAUUGAACCUCAGACCUACGGAUUCAGCGCUCCCACGCUUCACCACUGAGCCACAGAGACUCUUCGGUGAGCGAGGUCUAUUACGAGGUUCAUUCGACGCGCGUCCUGCAUACUGCUAGAAUCAGCGAUGUCGUUAACGUCAUGUUUGUAAAUAGAACAAGAAAGAUGGCGGAAAAAAGGGUUAAGGAACGGGUGUUAGGGCAGGUAUUCUCACAACAUGGUGAGAAUUUUUGUACCAAAUAAAACCAGGUAAUUUAUCGAAGAUUAAUUUUCGAGGUCGUUCAACCUGGUCAUUUUUCGAAGGUCAAUUAAAUAAAGUAGAUUUCGUUUGAAAUUAAGAAAAUUUCGGAAUAAAAAAAUGUCUUGAGAACAGACGGUCAGCUUUAAGCUCGGUAAAGAAAUCGAGAAAGACGUUCUUCUUCUUGUCACGAGCGUGGGAUAAAGGAAAAAUUCUAAGUCCCUAUGAGUUAAAACGUGUUUUAGAUAAUAACGAUUCGUUCGCCUCCUUCCGCCUGUGUGUGUGUUUUUCACAUUCUGGCCGAGUGCCAAGAACGCAAACUAUACUCAUUUUCUUUUUUCCCUUUGUACAGCCUCUAAAGUCUGCUAUGGUAAAUACGGAUGCUUUUCAAGCGACCCUCCAUUUGACAAGUCACUCAUUUUACUACCCUCUGAUCCUGAUUCGAUCGGUACGAAGUUUAUCCUGCACACCAAAACGAACGCACAAAGUAACCUAGAAAUCCUCAAUACAGACAACAACACCUCAAUCGUUAACUCUACGUUUGACCCUUUGCUAAAAGUGAAGUUUAUUGUGCAUGGAUAUACCCAGAAUGGAGAGAGUGCCUGGGUAAAAAAGAUGGCGUCGGAGCUUUUAAAAAAAGAGAAGAUGAACGUGAUUGUGGUCGAUUGGGGACUAGGGUCUAGUGUCAUGAAUCUUUAUGACAUAGCAGCCGGAAACACGCGGCUUGUUGGAGCACAGGUAGCUGAUUUAAUCGACGUAUUGCACCGGAAGUUCAAUGUGGCGCUGAACAAGUUUCAUAUUAUUGGACACAGUCUUGGCGCACAAGUAGCAGGUUUUGCCGGAGAAAGACUGGUUAAGAGCGGAAAAAUUAUUGGGCGAAUUACAGGUAAUACGCAAAAUCGUUUCACCUGGCUUGGAUUGUUAAGAAGACUCUAAGAUUGUAAUAUAAGCAUUUAUUUCUCUGAUUCAGGGCUAAAUUUUUAAGAAACUAAAAAGGUCACGGAUAGAUUCAAGUCUUUUGAAGAUUGCAUAGUGAUUUGCGCUUAAACAUUGUCAGUUAAGAUACCUGGACUCCAGGUGGGAAAUUUGUAAUUAGGCCGGCUUCAGAUGUUCUUCUGAUACUCGCAAUUCCUGCUCUUUUUAUUUUCCUUUUUUCCAGCGUGAGCUAAAACUUUGACCUUAUAAUUUAGUCGCCUUAUUUGCACUCCUAUUUCCUCCAUCUGAUUUGCCCGUAUCAAAAAGAAAAGAUAUCAGCUGCUUAAAGUGAACUGUUUAAAAAUGACAUCUUGCGCUUGGUACCAUUUAAUAAUAAUAAUUAAUUAUUAAUGAUAUUGCAGGUCUGGAUCCUGCGAGACCUGGGUUUGACUUUGAUGACGGGCGAAUUAGACUGGACCCGACUGACGCAAUGUUUGUCGACGUCAUUCACAGCGACAUAAGGAAUGGUGCCAUCGAUAGCUCUUUAGGACUCCAGCGUCCCUGUGGUCACGUGGAUUAUUACCCCAACGGUGGGAUAGAGCAGCCGGGAUGUGCAACUUCUCACGUCGUUGGAGGUGUUCAAUCCUCUUUUAAUUUCGUUUUCUUUAGCGCUACCAUCAUUACGUAAAUAUUUACUUGAAAAAAAUAUACUGUGUCUCGAUUGCUUUAGUUGACAACAGUUUAACAAAACUUUAUUCAAUCAUUGUUUAGGUGCGGUCGAUUCCUUAUUGGACAGUGGUCAAGUCUCUUUACCAUGGAUGGUAGCCUGUAAUCACAUGAAAUCAGUGGCCUAUUUCACUGCCUCAAUCCAUAGCGCAUGCGCGUUCAAAGCUUUCCCAUGUGACAACUGGACGGAUUUUCAAGAUGGAAAGUGUCUCUCGUGCGAUGGAAAAUGCUCUGAAAUGGGAUACAACGCUAAAAAACAUCGCGGGAGCAAGCCUGUGCUAGCGUACUUGAAAACAGUAAAGCAGGCACCUUUCUGUGGUAGGACAUCAAUAAAGGUUGAAAAUUGCACAUCGUUAGAAUUUCAUGUUUGUCAUCUUUUAUUGUAUGGCUAUGUUUUGUCUUACAAAGUUUGGCUUUUGGUCCAUUUUGCAUGCUUUCUUUUAGUGGAGGGAAAAGUGUUUCCCUAAGGGAGGUUGUCGCCGAAAAAAAAAAUAGGUCCGCAAUACGAACAUGUGUGACUCCUAAAUUAAUUUUUUUACGCACAUUUAAUAAAUUAUGCUAAAAUGUGAACAAAAAAAAUUGGCAAUGGUAAAAAAAUCGGGCAUGAUGUUUAUAACUCAAUGAGCAAUGAAUUGAAACAAGAAUAUAUCAUCUCUAGAUUGAAAGGUAUAAUGAGUACAGCGGACAAUAAUAUUAAACAUUGGAAUAAAUUGUUUUCGAAGCUGAAUCGAUAGAGGUUGUUUUGUUCUUCUUUUCAUUAAUUUCUUUAUUCGUUUUUAUCUUUUUUAGUCAGCGACAAUUAUUACCGGGUUGUCGUCCACUCAAAAGCUGGGUCUAACCUGUUCUCGAUCUCCAGCAUUAUUAACGACAGAAUUUCUGUCAAGCUCAUUGGAAGCAAGGGGACUGUGGAAACGGUCCGUCCAAGGUGAGGAGACUAGGAUCAAAAACUGACGUUUCAGCCACGUUAAUGGAACUCACGAGGAGAUAUCGUCCUCAACUUAACAGGCCAAGAGCAGCAACAAUAUUUUGUGACAACAGAUUACUUUGUAAAAACAAAUAUUGAUCACAGCUGAAAGAAAAAAUGGAAAAAUAAAUGGCUGCACAGAGACUGUACACUUUUUUUUUUUCGCCAAGAGCCAGUCAUCCGAUGCAUCGACUACUAAAACUUUACAUCUAUUACAUUGUUACUUGGUUCAUUUGUUAACCUCCCACUCGCUCUUUUUCAGAAGUUUAAAAAACGGAAAGAAUAGUUUUGUGCUUUCAUCUGCUCGUGACGUUGGAAAACUGCGAUCUGUCCAAGUCCAACUUAAUGGAUACGGCUCCUUCCUGAAGAAAGUUGUCGUGCACUCCAGGGCGACGAACAAAAGGUGAUAGCAAAUAAGAACGUCUUGACCAACCUUGAGAGACAAAUGUUGGUUACAGCUUUAGAAAUUAUUUAUCAAAGCUUGCUAUAAUAUGGCCGAAACUCUUAACUGAUCUUGUAUUCUUGAGAAGUAAGACGCAAUCCUUUCAUUGGAAAAACCUUGAUUCCAAUGCCCACAUGGGAUGCGGGGAGGGGGGGGGGGGGGGGGAAGGUGGAAGUGGGGAAAGCCCAGAAUCCUCGCACCCCCUCCCUGAAUCUGUUACUGAAGAUUUCAUGACGAAGAUUGUGAAAACGUCGCUUUAAAAAUUAGCUUUCACUUCUCCUGAGAAUUUCGCGAAUUUGUCUACAUACAUUGUCUCCAGCAGUAGGAGAUUUUUCCUCCGGCAUAAUAUGAGGAUGCAGCAUUGAAUUCGAAAUAGAAGCGUGAAUGAUUUUCCUUCGGGUUCCCGUUCUCUGAUUUCACAAAUACGAUGGAAUCGCUGGUUGCUGGUUGGCAGCUGGUUGGCAGCUAGUUGGCAGCUCGCUUAUGAAUAGUGGCUAGCGGGAGGAACUACUAAACAUUAUAUCAGCUUUCGAGAGUACGUUGACUUUUUUUUUAUCAAGAGUUAGGUGUUGUUCAACAUUGGUUUUUUUUUCCUCUCCUUUCCAGAUACACUGCGUGCUUUAGGAAACAACUGGGAGGCUACUUCUCAUAUCUGAUAUCUUUUAAUUACACCCGAACCUUCGUGGAAGGGAAACACCACCAUUGUUGAAAAGGUAUAAUUGACAGUAUUUUUCACGUUCAGAAUUCUGUGGAUUGUUUAAGGUUGAAUCACGCUAUUUUCAAAUUUGAAAUUAUUUCUUUCAUCUUUUUAUUUCCAGGGUAAGGAAUGGCUAUAGGAACAAACCAAGCGUGUAACGAGGCUAAACGAAGCCUCAGAACACGAAGAUUGUGUAGCUACUGCUAUCAUCACACCAGCUUUUCAAUCUAGCAUUUUACAAGUCAGCUUACAUCUCUUACUUUAGGCGAUUAUAGACGCUACAAUGUAAUCCCUGAUAUAACCAAACAAGUUUGUUGAGGGAAGAAAUAGUUUCAGUAAGAGGGAUCGGGAAGGGGUUUUUUAAUUUCAAUUUUUUUCUAAUACAUUUAAUUUCAUAUUUUCUUGUUUAUUUGUUUCUAAUAUAAUACUUAACUCAAGCAACUUCAAACACGUUUUCGUUUUUUACGUUAUUUUCUCAAUAAAGAAAAUGACGUAUAUAGUGAAACUAGUUUUCUACUAACUGAACAUGUAGGAGAGGGUAACAUAUGGGUGUGACAAAGGGGGGGGGGUCUAUAUUCAUGGGAGUUCCCCCUUAGUUUUCAGAAAGUGAUAGUAGGUUAUGAUAAGAAUGGACUUGUCAUGGUCCUCAAAUAUCAGCAAGACACAAGUGUGGGACCCUCCCACCACACUCAUACCUCCCCUAUUGAGAAAAAUCUUCUGCUUGAGCACUAGGUAACGGCUACCUCAUAGUUGACGCAAAUAUCAAUACCUUAAUGUUUCUAAAGAG
Pocillopora meandrina is the source of this 5894-nucleotide messenger RNA. Lineage: Eukaryota; Metazoa; Cnidaria; Anthozoa; Scleractinia; Pocilloporidae. The record is from the annotation of a GenBank genome assembly.